Messenger RNA from Aspergillus pseudonomiae, 831 nucleotides. RefSeq names its product fungal specific transcription factor domain-containing protein. The transcript has 2 exons. The record is from RefSeq and is a predicted model, not a curated record. Lineage: Eukaryota; Fungi; Ascomycota; Eurotiomycetes; Eurotiales; Aspergillaceae. Bases 1 to 831 code for a protein of 276 amino acids.
AUGAAGGUGGAUUACCCUAAGAACAUCGAUGACGAGUUCGAUGCGGCAGACGAGAGUGAGGGAGGUCUGUCUCUGAUGAAUCCCACGUCAACUUCGGCCUUUAUCUACCGCAUUCGGUUUGCCGAGAUCUGUCGCGAGGUAGUUGACACGAUACCAGCUGUCUUCCUGGAGUCAACGCAUCAAGUUGCCCAGACCCUGGACUACGAAGCCAUCCUAUCUCUCGACAGGAAAUUGCAGCUCUUCAUCCACAGUUUGCCAUAUUUCUUUCCGCUGGAUCAGAGCAGUAUCCAGCAACGCCAAGGCAUCUGUCGACAGCGGCCGUAUAUCGCUUGGCAGCGAGUCAUGCUGCAUUUGAGUAUCCAUGGUUGUAUUUGCCGACUACAUCGACUGUUCCAUCUAGAAGGUAUUCGGAAUCGAAAGUACGCCGACUCCCGUGAGAUGUGUAUUCGCUCUGCCGAAGCUGUUCUGGAUCUGCAGCGUUCAUUGGAUAAUUAUGUGUACAUUGCCACGAUUACCCUCGCCCGGGAUUUAUCCCUAAAGCCACAUGCUCCGGGAGCCGACAGUCGCAAGAAUGAGGUGUUGGCUUCUUGCCAGAUGUUAGAAAAGUCUAAACAUGAAUUGGCACCGCUGAGACAGGCAAUCCAAAGAAACACGCAGACCUUGCUGGCUAUCUUGCAUAAUAAACAAUCCGUUUCAAAGUCGCAACAGGGGACCGAACUUGGUCCGAUUCCUAAUGACCCGAAUUCUCGACCGAACGCUGCGAUUCGAGAAGCCGCUGAACAGCGAGUUGAUUCUCUCAGCGCAGGGCGUACGACACCCGUGCCACAGUGA